Messenger RNA from Dermatophagoides pteronyssinus (European house dust mite), 549 nucleotides. It is a transcript of the gene UK114, whose product is annotated as reactive intermediate imine deaminase A homolog UK114. Gene Ontology annotation, molecular function: deaminase activity. Lineage: Eukaryota; Metazoa; Arthropoda; Arachnida; Sarcoptiformes; Pyroglyphidae. Gene Ontology annotation, cellular component: cytosol. The record is from RefSeq and is a predicted model, not a curated record.
AUUUCUCAUUAGCGUUUCAAUGAACAUCAGUUUCUUACGAAAUUUCAUUCAAAAAUCAUCAAAUUUCUAUCAAAUUAGACGAAAUUUUCAAAUUUUAAUCAACGAAAAAAUGAGUCCAAGACGUAUUUUGUCAACACCAUUAGCACCAAUACCGAUUGGCCCAUAUUCCCAGGCAGUACAAGUUGGUAAUCAAAUUUAUCUAUCCGGACAAUUAGGUAUGAAUGUACGAACAGGUGAAUUAUUAACCGAAUCAAUUCAAGCUGAAGCACGACAAACAUUUAAUAAUAUGAAAGCUGUUGUUGAAUCGGGUGGUGCACGAAUGUCGGAUAUUGUAAAAUUAACAAUUUUUAUACGGGAUUUUAAUGAUUUCCCUAUCAUAAAUGAUGUUAUGAAAGAAUUUUUUCAAUCACCAUUUCCAGCACGUUCAACAAUCGGUGUUGCAUCAUUACCGAAAAAUGCACGUAUCGAAUUGGAAUGUAUUGCCGUAAUUGAAUAAAAUGCAAAAAAAAACAAAAACAAAUCGGUCACCUUUAACCAAAUCCGUAGAUU